GGGUGGGGGACUAGGAACGGUGGGAGUCGCUGUGUGGAAGAGCUGCUGCCGGUGUCAUGGCGGAACUGAGUGAGGAGGCGCUGCUGUCAGUAUUACCGACGAUCCGGGUCCCUAAGGCUGGAGACCGGGUCCAUAAAGACGAAUGUGCCUUCUCCUUCGACACACCGGAGUCUGAAGGUGGCCUUUACAUCUGUAUGAACACAUUCCUGGGUUUCGGGAAGCAGUAUGUGGAGAGACACUACAAUAAGACGGGCCAGCGUGUCUAUCUGCAUCUCCGACGGAUCCGGCGCCUGAAAGAGGAGGACCCCACUACAGGCACUGGUGACCCCCCGCGUAAGAAGCCCACACGGCUGGCUAUUGGUAUGGAAGGCGGUUUUGAUCUCACCAAGGAGAAGUUUGAAUAUGAUGAGGAUGUAAAGAUUAUAAUUUUGCCAGAUUACCUAGAGAUUGCCCGGGAUGGGUUGGGAGGACUGCCUGACCUUGUCAGAGAUCGGGUGACCAGUGCAGUUGAAGCUCUACUGUCAGCGGAUUCUGCCUCCCACAAACAAGAGGUGCAGGCCUGGGAUGGGGAAGUGCGGCAGGUGUCUAAGCACGCCUUCAAUCUUAAGCAGCUGGACAACCCUGCUCGAAUCCCUCCCUGUGGCUGGAAGUGCUCCAAGUGUGACAUGAAAGAAAACUUAUGGCUCAACCUGACAGAUGGUGCCAUCCUCUGUGGCCGACGCUACUUUGAUGGCAGUGGGGGUAACAACCACGCCGUGGAACACUACAGAGAGACAGGCUACCCAUUGGCUGUUAAGCUGGGCACCAUCACACCUGAUGGAGCUGAUGUGUACUCAUAUGAAGAGGAUGACAUGGUCCUGGACCCCAACCUAGCUGAACACCUGUCCCACUUUGGCAUUGACAUGCUGAAGAUGCAGAAGACAGACAAGACAAUGACUGAGCUGGAGAUAGACAUGAACCAGCGAAUUGGUGAAUGGGAGUUGAUCCAGGAGUCGGGUGUGCCACUUAAGCCCCUAUUUGGGCCUGGCUACACAGGCAUCCGGAACCUCGGUAACAGCUGCUACCUCAACUCCGUGGUCCAGGUGCUCUUCAGCAUCCCUGACUUCCAGAGGAAGUAUGUAGAUAAGCUGGAGAGGAUCUUCCAGAAUGCCCCCUCAGACCCUACCCAGGACUUCAGCACCCAGGUAGCCAAGUUGGGCCAUGGCCUUCUCUCUGGAGAGUAUUCCAAGCCAGUGCUGGAUAUAGGCGAUGGGGAGCAGGUACCUGAACAAAAAGAAAUUCAGGAUGGCAUUGCCCCUCGGAUGUUCAAAGCCCUCAUUGGCAAGGGUCACCCUGAGUUCUCCACCAACCGACAGCAGGAUGCCCAGGAGUUCUUCCUUCACCUUAUCAACAUGGUGGAGAGGAAUUGCCGGAGUUCUGAAAAUCCCAACGAAGCAUUCCGCUUCUUGGUGGAGGAAAAGCUCAAGUGCCUGGCCACGGAGAAGGUUAAGUACACCCAGCGAGUUGACUAUAUCAUGCAGCUCCCUGUUCCCAUGGAUACAGCCCUAAACAAAGAGGAGCUUCAGGAGUAUGAGGAGAAGAAGCGGCAAGCGGAGGAGGAAAAGCUGCCACCACCAGAACUGGUCCGGGCCCAGGUGCCCUUCAGCUCCUGCCUGGAGGCCUACGGGGCACCUGAGCAGAUGGAUGACUUCUGGAGCACAGCCUUGCAGGCCAAAUCAGUAGCUGUCAAGACCACACGGUUUGCCUCAUUCCCUGACUACCUGGUCAUCCAGAUCAAGAAAUUCACCUUCGGCUUAGACUGGGUGCCCAAGAAACUGGAUGUGUCCAUUGAGAUGCCAGAGGAGCUAGACAUUUCCCAGUUGAGGGGUACAGGGCUGCAGCCAGGAGAGGAGGAGCUGCCUGACAUUGCCCCACCCCUGGUCACUCCGGAUGAGCCCAAAGGUAGCCUUGGUUUCUAUGGCAACGAAGACGAAGACUCCUUCUGCUCCCCUCACUUCUCCUCUCCAACAUCACCCAUGUUGGAUGAAUCUGUCAUCAUCCAGCUGGUGGAGAUGGGCUUCCCGAUGGACGCUUGCCGCAAAGCUGUCUACUACACAGGCAACAGUGGGGCUGAGGCUGCUAUGAACUGGGUCAUGUCACACAUGGACGAUCCAGAUUUUGCAAACCCCCUCAUCCUACCUGGCUCCAGUGGGCCUGGCUCCACCAGUGCAGCAGCUGACCCCCCGCCAGAAGACUCUGUGACCACCAUUGUCUCCAUGGGCUUCUCCCAGGACCAAGCCUUGAAAGCUCUGCGGGCUACGAACAAUAGUUUAGAACGGGCUGUGGACUGGAUCUUCAGUCACAUUGAUGACCUGGAUGCCGAAGCUGCCAUGGACAUCUCAGAGGGCCGCUCUGCUGCCGACUCCAUCUCCGAAUCUGUACCAGUGGGACCUAAAGUCCGGGAUGGUCCUGGAAAGUAUCAGCUCUUUGCCUUCAUUAGUCACAUGGGCACCUCUACCAUGUGUGGUCACUAUGUCUGCCACAUCAAGAAGGACGGCAGAUGGGUAAUCUACAAUGACCAGAAAGUGUGUGCCUCUGAGAAGCCACCCAAGGACCUGGGCUACAUCUACUUCUACCAGCGAGUGGCCAGCUAAGAGCCUCUCCUCACCCCUUACCACUGGGGGGCAGGGCAUAGACCACCUGGCAUGAGGGAUAGGGCCUUCAGAGAUGGAACUCAGUCCCCUUGCUCCGUACCCUUUGUGUUUUUGUCCCCAGCAGCUGGAGAGAAGCUGGAGGCCAGGGGGAAAUGGCCAUGCAAAGGGAGGGGGCACUCUCUAGACUUCGGAGAUAGAGUGGGAAGGGGAAGGGAGGGGCCAGCCACCUGUCUGUAAGGAGACUUUGUUGCUUCCCCUGCCGCUUGAAUCAACAGUUCUCUGCUUCUCUGUAAUCUUGCCCAGACCCCUGGUGUGGAGGAGGGGGUCUUAUUUGUGUGUGUGUGUGUGUGAGUGUGUGGGUGGGUGUAGCUUCAUGCAUCCUCUUCCAGGGAGGGUGCAUCCAGGCUUCCCCUCCCCGUUUGUGUUUGCUCCAUGUAUGGUUGGGCAAGGAGGGGUUUGAGGGAGAUGGGACACCCCCCCUCCUGCCUCAGUCUUUUCCCUACCUUGUCUUUUCCUCGUCCUUUAUGAAAAUGCCAAAAUAACACGAUGUGAAUAAAAGUACAAUGGC
Molecule: messenger RNA, 3201 nt
Organism: Elephantulus edwardii (Cape elephant shrew)
Lineage: Eukaryota; Metazoa; Chordata; Mammalia; Macroscelidea; Macroscelididae
Gene: USP5
Product: ubiquitin specific peptidase 5 (isopeptidase T)
Exons: 20
Coding region: 57-2633 (858 amino acids)
Biological process (GO): protein deubiquitination
Molecular function (GO): zinc ion binding; protein binding; cysteine-type deubiquitinase activity
Source: RefSeq, a predicted model, not a curated record